AUGGGUUGGUGGGUUCCGGGAUCUCAACGCCCUAUACCAAGUCAUCCUGGGCAAGGCGCUGCAAAGCGAACAGUUUCGCAGGCUGGGUUUGAUGAUGAGAGUAAUUCGGAUGAGGAUUCUCCCCCACCUAUUUCCUCGCGACGGCGACAUACCAGCCCUGGUAGUUCUUCUGCCAGCACGCCCCCGCAAGCUCUUUCCGAUCAAGAACUUAUAGCGAAGAGCAAGGAAGCAGAAGAGCGGUUUGACUUUGAUGAGGCCAAGUCUCGAUUGCUUCAAAUCUCGAACAAGAUGAUUCUUGGACCACUCCUGGAAGAAUUGGAUAUGGCUCGUGAAAGUCAAAUUCAAACCAACAAAAACUUUGAAAGACAAGCCAAGAAAGCCGAGCUGAAGGAUGAUUGGCAAACAGCAAAGUCUCUACUAUCUCGUAUUGUGGGCGAGGAUGGGCCUUUCCUUCUCCUCGCGUUGGAGUACAGUGAAGCACGGAUAGACUGGGCAAUAGGUGACUCAGAAGAAUUGCUGGAGCGGCUUAAGAAGGAAUACCCCGACCUACGCCUUGAGAAGAACGGCUCUCUCUGGGACAAACCGGAUGAUUUCCGCAAGGUAUUCCAGAUGAUGGCUGCAGACAUGCGCCGUGCUCGUGACAAGGCUGGGUAUGCAUACCCAGCUCGAGCUAGGAAGGCGGACCUUCAUUCUCAAUCACAUUCUGGAGCUCAAUCCGAGCCUGACUCUGGUUUCGAUUCUCAUCCUAGUCUUCAACCAGAGACAAGAGGCCAACCUCAAUCCCACUCUCGAUCUCAGCCUCAGCAACUGGAUAUGAACCAAGAAUUCCGCUUGUUAGAAAGGGCACAGACAGAGCUACUCAAUGGUCAUGACAGGGUCAAAGCUAUCCUAAGCCAGGAGUCGAGCGAAAAAUUCAGAAAAGUGCUCAAAGAAUUGGAGCUCCAUACAUUGAUGCUUCUCGCUGACUUGGCGGAGGCUGCGACUUGA
This is a messenger RNA of Penicillium vulpinum, 987 nucleotides long. RefSeq lists its product as uncharacterized. Bases 1 to 987 code for a protein of 328 amino acids. NCBI's taxonomy places the organism in Eukaryota, Fungi, Ascomycota, Eurotiomycetes, Eurotiales, Aspergillaceae. The transcript is spliced from 3 exons. The record is from RefSeq and is a predicted model, not a curated record.